Molecule: messenger RNA, 2076 nt
Organism: Venustampulla echinocandica
Lineage: Eukaryota; Fungi; Ascomycota; Leotiomycetes; Helotiales; Pleuroascaceae
Exons: 1
Coding region: 1-2076 (691 amino acids)
Biological process (GO): mRNA splicing, via spliceosome
Cellular component (GO): post-mRNA release spliceosomal complex
Source: RefSeq, a predicted model, not a curated record
AUGGACGGCCUCGAUGAGUUUGAAAAGUCUCUAGCGGAGGAAAAAAAGGCUAGGGAAAAUACCGAGAAGGGAAGUGGUCGAGAAAAGGAGCGCAAACAUCGACAUCAUCACCGGUCAAGGCGUCAAAAAUCUGGAGAAGAUGACGAUUCGGAUAGAGAGCGCCGUCGGUCAAAGCAUCACAGACAUCGAGAUGAUGAUGACCCUGUCCGUGACGAUCACAGACAUAAACGAUCGAAACGCUCAGCAGAUGACAAAGAAGAUGGCCAUCGAAGGCAUAAAUUCGAGAAGACUUCCGAUCCUCACGAGGAUCUGCCCAUUCCCGACGAUGAAGAACCUUCAAGGACCCCCAAGCUUACCCGCGAUUCUUGGAUGGCAGAACCUUCAGCGAUAGAUAUUGAUUACACUCAAAAAGGCGCCAAGAAAGUUGUAGAGCCGCCGCCUCCAAAGCCAGAUUACGAUUUGAAGAUCCACAAGAAUGAGUUGAACGUCCAUUUACAGGAUUUGGCAGAUGGCAAGAAGCUAGAGGAUCUUGAGGAACCCGCGGAGCAUGAAGUCUCAUACACGUUCGGUGAUGCAGGAGCUCAAUGGCGCAUGACGAAACUCAAGGCUGUUUAUACUCAGGCGGAGGAGACUGGCAGGCCAGCCGACGAGGUGGCUAUAGAGAGACUCGGGGGCCUACGGGAAUUUGAUGAUGCGCGCGAGGAGCAGACCGAGUUGGACCGUCGGCAGCUUUAUGGGCAGGGCUACGUUGGGAAAGAUAAACCAAGCGGAGAAUUGUUCCAAGAGAGAAAGAUGGAGCUGGGUAUUAGGAGAAGCCCGAAGGAACCACACGAGGACUAUGGAAAGAACCUACCGCAAGGGGCAGUCAUGGAGGAGCAACCUUCCCAACCCAUCACUGUUCAGUUGGAUUCUACAGCGUUGAAUCGGAUGAGGGCACAGCUCAUGAAGGCCAAGUUAAAGAAAUCCCCGGACGCGGCAAGACUUGAAGCAGAGUACAACCAAGCCAUGGCAAACUUUUCAAAUAACUCGGAAGCUACCGUAGUAGUGCUCGGAAAGAUGGAUAAUCGAAUGCUUGCCGGAACGCGUGGUGAGGUUAAAUCGAUCGAUAAUAAGAGGGGUCGUGAACGGGGGUUAGUUGAGGAGAACGAGGACAUGAGCAUUGAGGAUAUGGUCCGAGAAGAGCGAAGAACGAAAGGACAAGCCGGUGGUGACGGAAUGAGGGCCGCAGAACGCAUCGCAAAGGAUGCCAAAUUUGAAACAGACCUAGAUUACAUGGACGACAACGCAAAUAAGCUCGCCAAGCGCGUGCAGAAGUCGGAGAUCAAUCUGAAGAAUGCAGCUAUCGGCGAGUUCCAGAAGAUGAAUCGGAUCUUGGACUCGUGCCAACUCUGCCAUCAGGAGGACAAGAACCAACCCCCGGUUGCGCCGAUAAUAUCUCUGGGUACACGGGUCUAUCUUACAUUGCCGACAGAGCCAGAACUCAGCGAAGGCGGUGGGGUCAUUGUGCCUAUCCAGCACCGGACAAAUCUUCUAGAGUGUGACGAUGAUGAGUGGGAAGAGAUCAGGAAUUUCAUGAAGUGCUUGACCCGGAUGUAUCAUGAUCAGGGCCGAGACGUGGUGUUCUACGAAAAUGCGGCGGCCCCACAGAGGAAGAUGCAUGCCGCCAUGCAAGUUGUACCAUUACCAUAUAGCCUGGGCGAAACCGCUCCAGCCUUCUUCAAGGAAGCGAUCCUGUCUUCCGACGAGGAGUGGACACAGCAUAAGAAACUGAUCAACACGGCUUCCCGGGCAAGAGAAGGCUUGGGCAAACAGGCGUUCAGAAAGUCAAUUGCCAAAGAGAUGCCAUACUUUCAUGUCUGGUUUGAUAUGGACGGAGGUUUAGGCCACAUCGUUGAAGACUCGAACCGGUGGCCACGAGGCGAUCUAUUUGCUCGGGAGAUCAUUGGCGGCAUGCUAGAUAUUGAGCCUGAUGUGAUCAAGAAGCAAGGCCGAUGGACGCGAGGGGAUAAACGACUUGAAGGAUUUAAGAAGCGCUGGAGGAAGUUUGACUGGACGAGAGUCCUGACAGAUGGAUAG